AUGUCCUCCCACGUCGUACGGGACGUCGUCUCGUCGUUGCGCUCGUCAGGACCAUCGACAUUGAACUGGCUUUUUCUCGUCGAGAGUGUCGUCGUCGUCAUCCUCAUCGUCUUUCAUUUCUUCUACUCCAACCGUCUACUCGGCUUUGUCGUUGGGUGGUACCUUCGUCGGAGGUACUGGAAGAGUACCAACAGCUAUUUCGAGAUCGGCGGCAUCUCCUUCUCGCUCCUCGGCGGAAGGAUCAACUUCUCGGACGUGCGCUACAUUAGUCGCAACCAGUCGUUCCAUGUUGUUAGAGGCUACAUCAUAUGGAAGUACUGGUUACGCAACGUCCGGUCUGAGGAACACGCACUCGGAGGUAGAUUCUGCAUCACGCGCUCAGAUUUGUUCGCCAACGACUGACAAACCACCGCCUUCUAACAUCCCGCAGACACCAACCUCCCUUGUCGAUUUCAAGUUUCACUCCACGGUGCUGAACUCUUCCUUUACAACCGAACACCGCACUAUGACGAGAUCCUGUCCAAACUUGGCAUUCACGAACCCGAAUCGGUGUGGUCGCGCGGGCACGAACGAGCGACGUCCCGGGAUGGUCUCCUUCCCCCUCUGGACUCUUCGACUUCGUCCUCUUCCUCACUCCCCAACUCCGAGGAGGCGAUCAAAGAAGCGACCCCUCAGCAGAGCUCGACAGUACUUCCGAGGGAACUGGGCAGCGCGGAGACCGCGGCACAGAAGCAGGCCAGCGACGAGAGCGGACACGAGAAGGGCACCGACUGGUGGAGGGAGGCAUUGCCAGUCGACUUUCGCUGUCAGACAGGCUCGAUCGUCAUGGGCAAUCCCUCGACACCGUCCCUCUUGAUCGCCGGUUUCAACCGAAUCGACGGAGUUUACUCGGCAUCCAAGGUACGUUCAGUAGCUCCUGUUGCCGCCGGGAACAGCAAAGCGAGAUGCUGACUGCACGGAUAUUCUCACGCACGCAGUCGCGAUCAGAGCUAGAUCAUUACAAGGAGUCAUACCGAAUGGUCUUCGUGCAACCCAAGAUUAUCUAUCGGAUGAAUCCCGACUACGUCGGUCCGUUGGACGUGCACGGCGCCGGAGUGCUAGACAAACUCAAGACUGCACCGAGCUUCUUCCUCGGCCAAUUUUUGAACCGUCCCGCGGAUCACGCGACUUUGGGCUCGUUUCGCGAGUUGCUGCGCAAGAUCCCACAGUUUUCGGAAAAGGCACAAGCGGCGAAGGAGAGCGUGGACUCUGAUGCAGCUGAAGAUUGGUCCGGAUUACCACGGUACCAAAACUCUGUCGACAAGGACGGUGUUGCGAAGCAUCCAGCAUUGGAUCGCCGUGAGUACGCAAAGGUGACAACGCUUCUCACGUGCCCUGAGAUGGAGCUCAACUACUAUUGCGACGUCGCGGGCAAAGUACCAGCUGAGCCGCGGAUGGUCACGGGCUUGGCGGGGCUCGAAUCAUGCGACAUUGGCAAUGGCAACCUGAGUCCCGAGUGGGGCAUCGACGUCGUCGUUCGAGGCGGAGCGGUCACCUACGGGCCGUGGGCAGAUCGACAACGAGCCGAAAUCCAAAAAGCUUUCCUUCCGUCGACGUUCUUCACGACCGUCCUGACGCCUCGACUCCGCGCUGGUCAGGAUCGCAUGCAUCUCGCGAUGAAGAUCUUCGUCGAGUUCACGGAUGGGACGACGUGGCAAGUGCCGACCCGCGAGCCGUCUCGGGAUUGGAAGCACGACUCUGUCGACUCCGGGUCCGGCUUAGGAGGCGAUGCAACGGCGCGAGCGUAUGGCUGGCUGGGCAUCGAAAUGGGGCCAAAAUCAACAUUAUCAGUCGUUAUCCCGAUGGUCGCCACUGCUACCGGAUACGAUCAACAAGUCGAAGUUCAUUUGGACGAAAUCAGCAUCACGUCAAGCGUCAACUACGCACCGUUCCUUCGUGCGCAAUCCAGCCGCAUCUUCGUGGCAAUGCCCUCUCCCCUAGCCUGGAACGCUGCGCGGACAUGGGAUAUCGAUAUCUCGCUUGCCAAACCCGAGAUAUCGCUGCUGCGAGACCACAUCACUCUCUUGACGGACGUGGCAAAGGACUGGACCAGCGGGCCACCUGGCGACUACGAUCAUUUCGUACCUUUCGUGUACUCCCUCAAUUUUGGCCUGACCGACUACGUGCUGCGUCUCUAUGUCAAUGACCACAACAUCAUCAGCAAUGCCGUCAUCGACGACGACAACGCUUUGCUUUUCGCCAAAGGCCCCCGUCUGACGGGAACGGCGUCGAUCCCUUCGGACAAGUAUCGCAUGGACUGCUCGGUGAUUCCCUUCCACAUUCUCUUCACCGGCCUGGCGCUCGGUAUGUCGCUGCCCAACUGGAACACACACAGCGCUUUUCUGACCGAGCGGACUUCCACGUUCGCCACCGCACCCGAGCUCACCAUCGACGGAUCCUAUCGAUUCUAUGCCGGCGCGCAUCCUGACCACGUCGAGCGGCUCGCCUUGGACGUCGCCUGCCAUGACGUGAUAUUCAAAACGCUCGGAUGGGUCGUCCGUUACUUGUUCAACCUCAAAGACAAUUAUUUUGGGUCUUUUACCCACUUUGUGACCCCCAAAGACUAUCGCUACCGCAUGCAACAAGAAGGAGCCGUGCAGGGUGACCCACUGGAGCAGAAAUGGCGCCCCGGCCAAGUCGAUGUCUUCGAAGUCGCGGUCCGGCUCGAUUUGCAGCGCGGUAUCAUGCUCCUCCCUCAAUCCAUAUACGACUGCGAUGAUGCGAUCGCAAUCGUUCUUCCUCAACUCCAGGUCGAUCUGCGCAAUCACGAUUACUACAUGGAGAUGGCCGCGAACGUGGACCCGUGUCGCAUCAUGAACAUGGUCAACAGCGCAGCCGUGUUAGCGACGUGUGACUUCGCCUCCUUACUCGGAACCCCUGACUGCAUUCACGUCCAAGGGCUCGAGGUCAUGGCCGAUCGCCUCUUCGGACCUCAGCCUCGCACGGCAACCUAUAUUUGUAUUUGGUCGAUCAACGUCGGUGCGGUCUACGGCUCGAUCCCGCCCUCGAUCCUGCAGGCACUCUCGCGAGCGGGUACGACUGUGUCCAUCAACUUUGUCGACAACGACAAUGCGCUCCCGCCAGACCUUACCAUCGCUGUGGAUCCGGAUGCGACGUUUGUCACCGUCGACUUCCAUUCGAUCGACCUCGCGGUGCGGGGCCAAACCACCGCGAUCCAGCUCGACGUUCCGGGCGGGAUCGCCAUCAAGUUCGACGACUUGCCCGAACCGCCCUAUCUCAAGCACGUCGAUGUCGAUAUUCCAACGGUCAUUCUGCGUGCCCUCACACCGGUCUUUGGGCGGGCGGCUCCUUGGAUGGAAGUCGCCUCGAUCGAUACCGACCUGUCUGUCGUUGUCGGCAUGACGGGUAAAGGCUGGGAGCAGAAGGCGCAGACACAGCGCUCGUUCAUCGCAACCCAAGACGAACCCACACAGCGAUGCCCUUUCCUUUAUAGCAAGAACGAAGCAGGAGGUGAGACACCAGCCUUUCUUUCGUUGUUUGCGCUCCCUAUAGCUCACCGUGUGCUUUCCUGCAGUAUCCUCCCACAUCGGUGGACUCUUUGUUCCCGCCCUCGACACACCUGCGCGCGGUCACGGGCCCAUUCGCAGCAGGUCAGAGCUCGUUGACGUCAACAACAAGUCAGUCAUCAUAAGCCAUAAUACUCGGCCAAGUCUGUCGAACAGUCGAUUGACUCUCUGACUCUGUGGUGACCCGCGCUUUUGUAGCUCAACCCGCGGUUCCAUGGCAAGUGUUUCCGAUGAGAAAGACGGGGACUCGGAGUACGAAAGCGAGACUUCAACUAUGGACAGCGAGAAGUCAAUGGCUAGCACUGAUGGUGAGUCCCUCAAAGCUGUGUAUGAAAACCAGUGGAGCUGAUAUGUCGUUCGAUCCGGCAGAUGACGGCGAUUCGCAACGCGACGAGUUCGUGUUUGGUGGAGAGCGAGGUGGUCGCCUCAGUGCUUAUGGGGCCGUCCUACGCCUGUGCAAGCGUAAUCCCGAGUCAACCUAUCUUGACCGGCCCACCUUUGCUCGUUUGCCGGCUGCCAGCGACGACGCAAGGCCAGCACCGCCUAAUGACCUCGAUACACCCGCCACCCGGGCCAAAUCGCGGCUCCGAACCUUUGCGGCGUACGAUGCCAAGACCCCUGGAGACAAGACCGCGAUCGACCUGACUUGCCGGCAGCCGAUCCGUAUCGUAUUAACGCCAGUGGCUGCUCAAGUCGGUGCAGACGUACUCGAAGGCAUCAAACUGGAUACCAAUUUCGAGCACUCUCUCGAUGAACUUUUCGACGGAUACGUCACGUCUCAGAAACAAGCUCCCACGGUCCGUUACGUCGAGCUCGAGGUUCGAGCCCACGCUCCGUCGAUCCGGAUGGAGAUCAUUCAGGAUGUUCUGCGCCCGGAGGCGGUGAUCUCGAUCCGCCCACAGGCACCGAACGAAGUACUGCGGGACACGUUCCAGUCGACCGUCUUGUGCACUGUGGAGCUGGCGCUCAAUGACGUCGUGUUCGCCUACCGACACGUCGAGGACCACUUUGGAGGUGCCGAGUCCGUGGACAGGCCCCUCAAGCCGAUCGUCGUCGUGUCGCAAUUCUCCGGAUCGGCGGCGUGCACGCGGCUGCAGGUGUUCCACCCUGAAAAGACCGCAACCUACCUGAAUCCGACUCGCAAAAGCCAUAUCCUGCCUUCGCUCGAUCAGACGCCUCGCCUACGGCCGACCGCGUUGGACCUCUCCUUCGGAGUCUGUUCGGCUGGGAUCGACCUCUCGACGGACCAGGCCCAAGUGAUAUUGAGAGGAGGUGACGCACGACUGGAUUUUGUUGACGAGGCCGCCGAGCUGAUUAUCGGCACAGUGUGGAGUUGGCGCGUAGUCCACGAUUUCACUGGACCGCUCACUGAGCGAACGCUGCGACGCAAGCUUCUCUCCCGUCGUCUGGUCUGGGCAAUCGCAGAAGCUGCCAGCGCGCAGGGAAUCGCGUCCUUCCCCACCUUUCUCAACCGUGCGACCUCGCUCAUAUCUGGCACCAGUCUACGCACGGAUGACGGCUGGAAAACCUUGCACCACCUGCGCCACUGCCUGCGCCUGUCGCACGACGAGGUGCAACGGCUGAUGAGUAACGAGGAGGUUUGGCCGUCGUCGCAAAAGCUCUACGACAUGCUCGCAACCUUGGUCUCGCAAUGGCAGAGCUGGAGGAUCGACACAGGUGAUAUGAGUCAGUCGGCCUUCCUGGCCGACUUGUUCGAUGCUGCGUCACCGACCAUGCCUCUUGAUGCGAACUUUGAUGCGCAACAAUCGAUCGCUUUCUCAUGGAACAAGCCGGUCGUGCUUGAAUGGGAUCAAGGACAGCUCGAAACACGACUCUGGACUGGCGCCAGCUCUGGUAAUCGGCUGCGCAUAGGUCCUCUGAGUGCCUCGAUCAAAUCCACAGGAGACGAAGCCCCUGGUAAACCUGUACGUCUCGGAGGACACGUCACCCUCUAUGGGACCGAAGCCAAGGUCGACCGCGACCUCUUGGUCCUCGUUCGACACAUCGUGGGCGUAAGACACACGUUCGAGCGCAAGCUGCAGGCCUUCGCGGAGCAACUGGAAACGUUCAAAAAAUCGGCUAGGGAAAGCGGUGACGCCGCCAGCAUCGUGACUCAAAGCGAUCUGCUCGCGUCUCUUCCAUCCCUCGAGUUUGGCAUUACGCUCGGGCUGAAUCACGCCUCGAUCAAAGCAUCGGCUGACGAUCUCGAAGCCGAAAGCGUCAUGCAUGGCCUCAGCAUCCGCCUACUCGGCGGCCUCAUCACGACGACUCCUCAAGGCGCAUCGUCGGAGACCCAGUUGCUCGACUUCGAAGUCGCUCUGAUGAUCCAACGUCUUGCCUUUGACGCAAGGGUGCUCAAUGACGACAGUGUGGAGCGCCUCUCGUCGACUGAAAUGAAGCAGAUCCACUUCGAUACCACUUACUGGGGAUCUGUAAGCCAUCGUCCCGUGCUCCCGCGCGCCGUGCAGCCUCUGUGCAAGGCUUCUUUUGGGGUUCACUCGGUCGACAUCAAGAUUCCUCGCGAUGUCAUCCGUUCCUAUGAGUGAGUGCAAGCAGACUUCGCAUUGCGCUGAUUACCCUGCUGACAUUCUGUCGCUGACCAUUUGUUUAUUGUUGUCAUUAGGCUCGUCGAUAAAUGGAGGGUCGCUGCAUUGCCCGAUGUCGACUCCUUAUUGAUCGACUUGCGUCUCAGUCUCGAGGGUCUACCGCCAACCGCGUACGCUACUCAAAGGAUGCCAGCCCCAGCGGUGAAGAAUCAAACGCCCAAGACCGUUUCGGCGCCAUCCUUCCCGCAUGUCCUGUUGGCGAACGCAAAAGUCGCGGUCAAGAUCAAUUUCCCCCGACUUCUUCUCGAGAUCAACGCGAUACCCUCGCUGAACAUCAUUUACGAGGUCAAGAACGUGGCCGCCGAAGCGAGUUCGAGCGACGUUGUCGCGGCAGGAAAAGAAGCCGUCGGUGCUUUAGAUCUUGGCUUCAGGAUUGGCGCGCAGAGUCUAUGCUUCCUCCCAAUUCGUGGGACUGGGGAAGUGGAGUCUCCGUUACCAGCUGAGACGGUCUUUGCACUCCCUGUGGUGCGCGCAGAGGGCUUCGUCGAUGGCCUUCCUUGCCGCACCGUGCGGGUGGAAGCAGAGGUCGACUCGGUAUCGCUGAAGCUCACGGUCGGCAUUAUCGACUCGAUCUUAUCGAUGCAACAGCACUUUGGACAUGACAUUGACGAGCUUCUGCAGGCUCUACAUGCCAGGCGGGGACCGACGACCCGAGUUCUGGCACCCGAACCCCAACAGGACACCGCCCCGAGCAAGAAGGACCUGGUCCUAUCAGCCCCCUCGUCAAGCCUAUCGUGGAACGCCAGCAUCACCUUCAGUGGUGUUAAAGUUGGACUCGAUGGUCCCCAGGCCACGCAGUGGGUCCAAGCAAAACUCAUCAAAAUUGAAGCCGGUCGUGCGCCACCGCAGCCUUUUGCCCGGCUGCACGCCAAAGUCGAAAAGUUGGGGCUCUCGCUUGAGCAAAGACCUAUGCAAUCCCCGGUGCCCAUGGGCCAACCUUUGGAUCCUCACCGCCUGGCCUUCUUCCAGCUCGAUUUACGUGCCGAUUACAGCAAAGGAAUUCAAGAUUCUUAUGCUCGCCAAGCUUCGUACAACCUGGAUGAACGCACACCGCAUCUGAAACUCACGUUUCCACGAGUUCAUGCGGUCAUGCAGCCCGCCGCUGUUGAAGCCCUCGCUGAUCUGCUCGAUCACUUCAAACUGGAGAUUGAAACACGCCGAGGACUUAGGCAGAUCGAACUCCAAGCCCUGCGCGACCGCUUCACUAAGACAUUGGACGGCUUCGGCAGCGCCGCCGAGCCUACACCAAUGGGAAGCCCUUUUAGUACCCAGAAGGACGACGACACCCCAAUGACCCCUUCAUGGCUAGCCUCUUGCGUGCUAACGCUCGCUUUCACCAGCAUCGGUAUCGCCGUGCCUCUGGCAAGCGAAGGUAUCGCCCCUUCGAUCGUUGAAUCGGACUCCGAGUUGCGACCAGCGUUCCUCCUGUCCAUCGCCUCGAUCAACUUCAACGCCCAAAAAGGGAGCGCAGGUUCCGCCAGUGUCAAUGAUCUAAUGCUACAAUUUGUAACCGAGUUCGAUAUGACGAAGCAGGAGCAUUUCGACGGUUCGAGCCACAGCAUUCGCAACCGUAUCAACUUGCCAAGGAUGAGCUCUUCACUGCGGGCGCCAAAUGGGAAGCCAAUCGUUGUCGAGUCAGAAGUCUCGGGCCUCGAAGUCGAUCUGGAGCCUUCGAUCGUCGCUUGUUUAUACGCGCUGAUGGACAUGUACCGUCUGAGUCACGAGCGCUUUUCUAAACUGGCUUUGCAGCCCGAGACUUCGCCAUCGUCGACUGCAGCGCCUGUCGUGGAUCGGCUCGACCCCUGCCGCCGAUCAUCGUCUUCCUCAAUUGCGCUUCGGAUCCGCGCCACGUUCAAGUUCGAGUCGGGCAAAAUUCGCCUGCACUCUGCGAGGAAGGGCGGCGCCACGGGUGGUGCGUCCACACCGACCGGCACGCCGAGGUCCAGCGUUACACAGCCCAACCACACUCGGAGCGCAAGGUCGCUGCACGACAUCAGGUCUCCCCCGAGAUCGCACCGCUACGGAACUAUUGAUUUCGCUGAUGCACCUGAUCUCAUAGAGCUUCCCGUCGUAUCGGUCUGGGCCGAAACGCAGGAUUCGUCGCCAUCCGAGUUGACGCACUUGCACGUCGGCAUCCGCAUCCACGGCAGCAGCAAUACGCUAAAGCCUACUCUGAUCCCGUUCAUCACGAGUGUCGUCAACGCCAUGAAAAUUCGGUCCGCUGCUCCUACGCAGGUCGCGAUGGUUCGAACAGCGCCCGUCGAGGUCGCAGCGGCGACUGAUCAGUCCGGCGCAUUGGCACCGAGUGCAUUUGGACGGUUCCGGCUCGGUGUAAGCCUCAAGAUCGACGAGUCAUCGCUCAAGAUCACCUGCAACUCAGUCGUUCCGGUGACCGCAACUCUCUUCUGGAACAGCGGAGGAUUCUUACUCACAUGGACCCCCAGCGAGAGAAGGGUCGAGCUUGCGAUAACCGUCGAUGGAAUAUCGGCCGACGUCCGGCACGACCAUGCGCGAGGACUGGAACGAUGUCUCAAUGCUGAGGCCAGAGGUAUCGCUGCCUCGGUAGCAUUCCGGCCCGCCUCAGAUGGAUCAUUGGGCGAGAGCUCUGAUAUCACGUCCAUCACUGUGCUGGUCCCCGAUGUGUCAGCGGCCGCCAACUUCCGGAACCUGCAAGUGUGGAUGUGUUUCAAAGCAAUCUGGGUGGACCGCAUGGAGCUCGACUUUGGCGCCUCGCUUGCAGAUGGCAGCCCUUCGACUUCAUCGCUGGCCUUGCCCACCGCAAGUGCUCCUGUUUCAAGGACCUCUACACUGGCGUUGCUCGAGGUCAUUCGGUUUGAGAUCACUUGCGACCUCGGGCAUUCGAUCGGGCGGGUUAAGCUUUCUGCGGAUGUUCUCAAUGGCAGACUUCGAUGGAUACCCGGCCACUCGAGGCUGGUCUCUUCGAGCGUCCAGAGUCUACGAAUCACGGGCGAAGGCAAAGCCAGUGGGUCGAUCGUAACUGACGGCAUUCUGUUCUCGACUCGACUUCGGGAUGAAGCCAGUGGCGCGAAGGAGAGGGGGACGGCGGAUCUGGUAUGUUAAUUGCUGCGACCGCGAUUCUCCAAGUUGUGAGAAAUCGCGCUAACCUGGUAGCUUGUGAUGAUACGGCUGCGCAGCUUCAGAUCCAGAUUGGCAUCGGAGAAACAAAGGCUACGGUUGACUUCGAGUCGAAAAAGAUGCUGGCGCUGCAGUCCGACCCCAUCGCCGUCGAUGUCAUUGAUGAUUGGUCUCAGACGACCACAGCCAGCGCAGAGCUCGGCCUUGCCUUCCAUGUCAAAAUGGGUUUCUUCGACGUCAUUCUCACGACCGGCACAUUCCCGACUCUGAUCCGUGUGCUGCAUCGUAUCGAGCUCCUCAUCGCCGAGAAGAGUGCCGAGGCCGACAAAUCUCUUGCCGACUCGGGGCUUCCACCUCGGCCGUCGACGAUCCAACGUGGUGCCAACAUCGUGUCGGCUGUUGCGUCCAAGCUUGCGCUCGAUGAUGAGGCCGCCAAAUGUUCAAUCCGCAUCUCGAACGAACUCAAGCUCGAGCUUCUUCGCAUCCGUCUUGCCGUGUUCCCCGAUAGCUUCAACGAGGGACAAGUCUUCCGAUUUGAUGCAGAUGGAGGGGUGCGUGCCAAUCUCACGCGCAGCGUCGAGGCGGACCAGACAACGCAUCGCCAUCUCAAGCUGUUCCUCGGUGGAUUCGUAGGUCCUCCAGUACUUCUGUGAGUAUCGAUUACUAGCACACCCGCUAAUGUAUGCGUCCGAACCUCUCAGUCCGUUCGCAGAGUCUCGCACACCCGACUCACGAACACGCAAGUGGGCGAGUACGACGUGCCCGCUUGGUUCGAGCUCUUCCGAACGUCGAGACCGAGCGUCAUCUUCGAAAUCGGUCUCACCGAAGUCCUGAUGAAAUCGACACAGGCUUUCGGAUCGAACCGACUAUUGCACACUUUCGAAUUGACGUCUGGAGGACAGUACGACGUCACCCUCAACGUAAGACAUUGCCGACGUGAUCCUUCUACCUUUGGCUGACCGCAGAAGCGCUUCCGUCGUAUCCCUCCUUGUAGUACGCGCUCUUGAAGACAUUAGGUAAGGUAACGACCCUUUACCAAGAGCGAAUGGAUCAAGUGAUGGCGGAAAAGGAGUCUUCUGGCCCGAGUGCCUCCACGUCUGAUCGACCCACCCCGCUCAAGCCCCAGCUCUCUGCAGCGUCGCCGACACCAAAACUCGGUGCCGACACAAGCACGUCGAGCGGUCAGAAUUUGGACCCGUCGGCAGGCGAACUGGGGCCCGUCCUAAUGAAGCCGACACCUUUGGUACAAGCUGCGACCGGUUGCCAUGGACCGCUCGAGUUUGUGGCCGUAACCAAUAUCAAGGUGCAAGAGCCCCAAUUCAAACAACUUGGUGAAGGUGAGCCUUUGCCUUUCACCCGUUACCCUCUUCUCGGCCUGUCCCCCACUACGACGAGAUCUUCGUGAUUGACACAUGUACGUCUCUGUUCUCUUACAGCUACGCCACCUCUCAAAUGGAUCGGCGUACAACGCGAAAGAUACCCCGCUUGGGUCCACACCGGUGUAACCAGUCCGCUCGAAGAGAUCCUCAUCUUGCUCUCUGCCACGUGAGUAAAUAUCAGGUUUCCCGAGACACUUGGGCAGUCUCUGAUAAAGGCUCUGUCUGUGUUGUGUGAUAGAUACCACAAUCAAUUGGCCAAGCAAAAGCUCGACAACAGCAAACGCGGUAAUUGCUCACCGCGGCCAACGGCCGCAAGAGACGCAUCACGUGAUGAGACCUAG
Microbotryum saponariae is the source of this 10988-nucleotide messenger RNA. Lineage: Eukaryota; Fungi; Basidiomycota; Microbotryomycetes; Microbotryales; Microbotryaceae. The record is from the annotation of a GenBank genome assembly.